This is a messenger RNA of Thyridium curvatum, 4497 nucleotides long. RefSeq lists its product as uncharacterized. Gene Ontology annotation, cellular component: nucleus. Gene Ontology annotation, biological process: regulation of transcription by RNA polymerase II; DNA-templated transcription. The coding region runs from base 1 to 4497 and encodes 1498 amino acids. The transcript is spliced from 9 exons. Gene Ontology annotation, molecular function: RNA polymerase II cis-regulatory region sequence-specific DNA binding; zinc ion binding; DNA-binding transcription activator activity, RNA polymerase II-specific. The record is from RefSeq and is a predicted model, not a curated record. NCBI's taxonomy places the organism in Eukaryota, Fungi, Ascomycota, Sordariomycetes, Thyridiales, Thyridiaceae.
AUGGUGUCGGAAUCCACGGACUUAGGACGCGAAAAGAUGCGGCUCGAAGACUCUACCCCUGCUGGUCGAGAUGGGCAGCACUCACCAGUCCCUCCGGUGAGCGAACCAGCUCGCCGGCGCCGGCGCCCUGCCGUGGAGAUGCCAUGCAGCAACUGCGUGGCUUUCCAGAAAGAGCCUUGUGUCUAUGAUGGCUACCCUCCACUCUGCCGACGACUGUCUCGGCCACCUAGCCAACAAGAGACCAGCGGCCUUGCCGAUGUUUCCGCGACACUUCUAUAUACACAGGUUAACGCACCGUCGGCGUCGGCGACCAAUCAGAGCUCACCUAGAGAAGACAUUCUGUCUAUGAAGAGCCGAAUCAAGCAAUUGGAAGACGAGCUUGCGACUGUGACUUCGCGUUUGAGCGGGCCCUCGGUGCCGACUCCACGAUCAAACAGCGAGUUCACGUCGUCAUUCCUGGGUGGUGGCAUUCAGAUCCGGCACGAGUGCCGUUUCCACGGCCAGGUUCAGGAGAUUGGCCACGGGCUUAUGCACAAGACGCGGCUCUUUGGGCAAAGCCAUUGGAUGAACGGAGUGGCCCUGGUAUGGAAUCUCCUGGAAGUUCUGGAACCUUAUAUGCGAGAUGGGCAGUCAGCCGUGGCGGCAAAACUCCAACGAUGCAAGUCUCUGGCCCGAACGAUCAAGACUUGCCGCGAGCCGCCGUGGCCCACUCUCUUGAACGCCUCGGUACCUGACAGGCACAUCUCAGACAAGCUCGUGGGCUGUUACUUGCGGACUGUGGAGACGGUCUACCGAAUCGUACACAUACCGAGCUUCAAAAGAAGCUACGAAAGCCUCUGGACAUCGUCGGGCCCUCCGGACCUGAACGUCGUAGCGCAGUUCAAAAUGGUCUUGGCCAUCGGUGCGACGAUGUUCGACGAUAGCUUUAGUCUCCGAAACGAGGCGGUACGAUGGAUUUUCGAAGUUCAAACCUGGCUGCUGAGGCCGCGGUUCAAAGCGCAGCUGAAUCUCCAGACACUUCAAACAGAGAUCCUUCUCAUCCUCGCCCGGGAGAUGGUUGGCGUCGACAGCAGCGCAACUUGGGUGUCUAUCAGUCUGAUCAUGCGCAAGGCCGUGCAGAUGGGCCUCCAUCGCGACCCCGCCAAGCUGGCCAAGGGCUCUGUCUUCGCCUCGGAGAUGCGCAAGAGGCUUUUCAACACCAUUCUUGAACUGGCUCUGCAGUCGAGCAUCCUCUCUGGCGGACCACCUUUCAUUUACCCCGAGGAAUUCGAUACAGAAGGGCCCGGAAACUUUGAUGACGAACAGCUUAUGGAAGAAAACCCUUCACCGAAGGUAGACAAGCACUUCACACAAUCGAGCAUGGCAAGGCUUCUCGCGCGCACCUUCUCGGAGCGGCUGGCCAUCGCAAAGGUUUUGAAUAGUGUCAACGCCGGCGACUCUUAUGAGGAGACACUCCGCCUUGACUCGCAGUUGCGAGCUGCUUAUAAAGACGCGCGCAAGAGAUUCCUUCCAGAUGGCUCACUUGCGGCCACUGGCGAGUCAGCCUCCCAUUUCGCCAGCACCUUUGUCGAAGUCCUCGUCAAUCGCUACCUGCUGGCUCUCCAUCUGCCAUUUCACAUCCCGUCCCUCACCAAUGCUGGGUACGCCUUCUCGCGCAAGGUCGUGAGCGAUGUCUCAAUCAAGAUAUGGCGCAGUCUAUUCCAGCUACCCGUCACCACUGCCGCGGCUGCGACGGAUCAGGGAUACGACGACAUAACGCGCCUGACCACAUCGCCGUGGUCCUUCUUCCACACCCUCCUUCGCCAGGUGCCCCUCGCCAUCUGCACUGAGCUCGGCGCCCAACUGCGCGAAGAAGAGGAUAGCCUCGGCCCUGUGCCGCUCAGGUCCGACUGGGUUACCAUCGUGGAGCAGGCGAAAGUCUGGUUCUUCCGUUGCAUCGAGAUAUGGAACACCAAUGUCAAGGGCUACCUCCUGAUGCGGAUCGUUGCGGGGCCUAUCGAAGCGUACAUGCAGAGCCUCGACAAGGACAAAGUCACCCAAUACUUGGUGUACACUGCGGAGGAAGCCUUGGAGAAGUGCCUGGCUGUGCUGGAGAAGGCUGCUGCCAACGUCCAGCCGUUGCCGAGGACGGAUUCCGCUCUCGUUGAGUCUAUGGCGCCAUCGGAUGCAGUCAUUCCGGCCGUUGUAGACCCCUCGACGACUAUGGGUGAAGACUGGGAUUUUAUGAUGGCGGAUGCGGAAUUCAAUUUUGGUUCGGCCGAGCCGAUAGACUGGCUUUUCGAUGAGACUACUUGGAAAUUCAUUGCUAGAGACUCUGCGCGCGAUGCCCUGCUCGUCACAGUAUACGGUGUCUUCGUGGUGAUCGAUGUAGUAAUGCCCACCCUCGGGGCAUUGCUGGACCUCCUUGGUCCAGCCAGCCGGGGGGCCGUGAGGGACCGGAUCCUCAACGGUGGGCUCAGUUGGCUCCUUCAAGAGAUGCUUGGGGUCGAUGUUGAAUUGUCUCUGGUAGUGUUAAAGGAGGAUGGGCGGCUUGUUGCCCCAGUUGUAGGUGGUAUCCUUCAGCGGCGUACCCUUCUUCUUCUUCUUUCCCUCUCUCUGUGCAACGAGGACGCACAACUCAUACCUAUCGUUCACCAGGCGAACUCCAAUAUGGCAAACGAACUUGCUCGCAGUCGCUCGCCCUUCUCCGUGAAUGGCCGACCAGUUGGUCGACUAGCCCGAAUUGGUGGCAUUGUUCGGAUUGGUAUUCGUCAAGUAGGCUUGGAGUUCCGUCUUCAGCUUUUUGGUCAUGCCCCCCAGCAUUUCGCAUUCAUCACUUUGACCACUUUCACACUUCCGGGAGCAGGUCUAUUCAUUGCCCACAACUGCAAUCGCGCACGUCCCUGGGUCUCUGAAAGUAGGGCCAAGACAGCCACUCAGCACCCCUACGAGCCGGGAAUGGUCUUGCAGCUGGACGUUCUUGAGAACUUUCGCUCCCCGCCCUUACCACGACUUGUCUCGUUCGUCAUCGACAAGAUUCUCGACUUCACCAUGUCUUUCGCACUGCAAGUCACUGUCAAGGAUGAGAAUGGAAAGGAGUUUCACGCAGUGCUCAAGCUCUACGAUCGGCGGUUCGGCACAGGAUUCCGAAAGGAUCAACAUCACACCCUCGAAUCCGAAGAGGCUUUUGAGUCGUUCGUGCUCCGCUCGGAUCAGAUGGUCGCUCUCAACCGUGAAGUGACGGAGGAGGUCGUGGGCGAGGAUGGCAUCAUCCACUGGCCGCUGUCGGCCUUCGAUUUCGAACAUGAGGGCAAGUCAAUCCCGCAGAUGUACGCUCACGUGCGCGUCCAACUUGAGGACACCGUCAAGGCCGAGCUCGCACCCUACAAGGAGGUCAAGGGCAUUCUCAUGCAAUACAUCGACGGCUACAGCCUGAUGGACCUGGCGUCCUCGCCCCGCCCGCCCAAGCAAACCGAGCUCAUGCACGGCAUCUUGCAAUCUGCCGUUGACCUCGCGCACCAGAUCGCAGAACUCGGCGUCCUCCUAAUCGACGGCCGUCCAGCUAACGUGGUCGUAAUGGCGGAGACGCAGGCGCCCUACUUCAUCGACUUUGCUCAGUGCGCCCUGCAGGAAGAGGUGGUCGCGGACUGGGAGCAAGAGAUGAAGCGGCGACUAGAUUCAUACGAGUCCCGCAAGGCAAAGAUGGCGAUGCAGACUGAGCCUGCAGGCUUACCUGACACCCAAAGCUUUGAGAAUCCUCACAGUAUCGACGACUCCCAGGACGUUGAGAAGACUGGUGACGUUGACGAUGGUGAGGAGGCCACGAAUGGCGAGACCACUUACAUCAUGGAGGAUAUUCAGAUUCAGGGCAUGGACAAUGAGACCACCAAAGACCUUGAUGGUAGUCAGAUCAUUCACGGCUUUGAGGACUUUGCGAUCGCCCAGGACAAGGAGCCAGGCUCGAGGUCAAGCUCAGGCGCUUACUGUACUGUCAGCACCGUGAGCAUUGCCAACACCGACAACACUAAUAGUGGCGAGAGCAUUGAGAGCGUCCCCAACCCCAAUCCUGGCAGCAUUGAGAUUACCGGUAACUAUGAGAGCGUCGGCAAGGACGAUGUCGACGAGAACAACAAGAUCAAAGACGACCCUGCAAACGGCAUGGAGAGCCACAAGCACACCGAGAGUAUCGAGAUCAUGGAGAUUAUGGGAGUCAUGGAGAGCAUCGACAGCAUCGACAUCCCGGAGAGCCAAAACCACACCACCAGCCCGGACAGCACUGAGGUGGUGAUCAGCCCACGCAUCGCUGCGAAUGGAUACGUGUUUGAGCAUGACGACGAUAACCUCCAAAGCGACCCCCAGGCCGAGUACUGGUACCAGGCAAUGGAAAAUGCUUACGAGAUCGGACUAGAGAUGGAGAGCCACCUACAGCGCACCAAGGGCUUGAAGUUGGAAAUCAAGUAUGUCGACUAUGACGCGAUCAUUGCCGGUAUCAAACAGCGCGCGGGUCUCUUGAUGUAA